Solanum tuberosum (potato) is the source of this 999-nucleotide messenger RNA. RefSeq lists its product as uncharacterized. The record is from RefSeq and is a predicted model, not a curated record. The transcript has a single exon. NCBI's taxonomy places the organism in Eukaryota, Viridiplantae, Streptophyta, Magnoliopsida, Solanales, Solanaceae. The coding region runs from base 1 to 999 and encodes 332 amino acids.
AUGCAGAAUGCUUACUGGAAUUGCUCAUCAAAAAUAUGGAUUAUGUGGAAUGAUGAUUGGUUAGGGGAAGUUGUUAGGGACAAUUUGCAGCACUUGACCAUGCAGUUUAACAAAAACAAUGUAGAGAUAUUGUUCACAGUAGUACACACUAGAUGUGAUGCAAGAGAAAAGCUUGAGCUAUGGGAGGAACUAGAAGUCGUAGCCCAAGAAAUGUCUCUUCCAUGGUUGGUGGGUGGAGAUUUUAUUGUAAUACGGAUCGAAGAGGAAAAAGAAGGCGGGGUAGAUUUCACCCAUCUUGAAGCUGUUGAUUUUAACCAGUGUAUAAAUAAUUGUGCCUUAACAGAAUUGAGGUACUCGGGGAGUAAAUAUACAUGGUUGAAUGGCAGGAUCGAAAGGGCGUGUAUAUUCAAAAGACUGGACAAAGUAUUAUGCAAUCAAGAGUUUCUUAAUAUACUUCCAUUGAGUGAGGUCCUUCAUCUCAUGAGACAAGGGUCAAGCCAUGCCCCCCUACAUGUCUUAUGUGGAUCUGAAGAGGAGAUAACAGUGCGACCAUUCAAAUUUCUUAAUUUUUGGACAAAACAUCCAAAUUUUAAGAAGAUCAUCGAAGAGAACUGGAAAGUGGAGUUCGAGGGAUGCCCAUUCAUAAAGUUUCAAUCGAAAAUAAAAAAGAUAAAAGGAGUUCUAGCAAAAUGGAGUAAGGUCACUUUUGGUGAUGUAUUUCAGAGCAUUGCCACUCUAGAAGAUGAGAUUAGGGUGAAGGAAUGCCAACUAGAGAUAAACCCAACCGCUGAGAACAGAUCUGAAUUAAAUAAGGCUGAAGCGGAGUUGAAAAAAUAUUUGUAUAUUGAGGAAGAGUUCUGGAAGCAAAAGGCGGGAAUGAAGUGGUUUAAGGAUGGAGACAUGAAUACCAAAUUCUUUCACAAUUAUGUAAAAGGAAUGAGGAAAAAGCUUCACAUAGCUGAAAUUCAAACUGAGCAAGGAGAUAUGUUGGCAAAAUAA